This is a messenger RNA of Nomia melanderi (Alkali bee), 3089 nucleotides long. RefSeq names its product RIB43A-like with coiled-coils protein 1. Lineage: Eukaryota; Metazoa; Arthropoda; Insecta; Hymenoptera; Halictidae. The record is from RefSeq and is a predicted model, not a curated record.
UUCUUACCGUCCUGCGAACGUAUUUUCGCGGAUAAACAGUUCGAUUGCUUUUUCUUUCCGUUUAAUUGCGCGAUUGCUGGUCUGUUAUGUAAACAGAGGUGCUCGGGUAUUACGCAUAUUUAUUCUGGCGAUGGAUGCGUACUGAUUAGUUUCGUUGAUUUGAUCGUUGUCCCCUGAAUUUUGAAAAUUUUGUAUUUUGUAUGAACGGUAUGGGUUGGGGAAUAAUGUAUCUGUUCAUUUGAUCGGGGACUGUUAACGUAUUUUAUCGAUUAAUAGACGAAUUGCUAACGGGAAGAUCACGAGGUUCGGACGAAUCAUCAAUCGUGUAAACAUUAUUUGACAUUGCUCGAUAGCGGUGAGCAAAUAAUCGGUCAGAUAGUGAACCAUGCUCGAACCGAGUGGUGUAAUACGUCAGACAGUUUUCAAGUGGAAUCGACGCUCGUCUCGGAACGACAUUGCGUACCUUGCUUUAAAUAAUCUUGUCACGAUUUUAGAUUCAUCGAGUGACAAGAUUAUCAAGAAUUCCAUGAAUUUACGAAUCGAAAACAAGAAUUACGAGAGACGUUCUCGAAAUUCGAAGGACAAUUAAGUUAGAUUGUCGUUACAACCACUUCCGGUCGUAUCGUAUGGUAAUUUUAUGCAUCAAUAUGUAUUAACGAUCAUGAAUUAUUCACAACCCGUUGCAGUCGAAACCAGACGUUGCUCCCUCGCCGCGUGCACUAUCUCUUCAGUGAUCCCGACAAAGCCAACAGGCGGCCAUAUUGCUCAGCCAACAUAAGUCACGCGGAAACAAGUGUAUUUUCAUCUGGUGGAAGACUCUUACGACUACUAAGUGCGAACACAAAGUUAAAACGAAGAAAUAGUAACGCGACAGUGAAAUUCAACGAGGAAAGAAGCGAUACAUAAUUGCUAUGUGUGUCGGAUCGAUGAACGAGGCAGCGAGGCGUAUUACUUCCUUAAAAUGUAUCUCUCGCGCAUGUACCGUGCGAAGAUGACUCGUCUAGCUGGACGUCACGAGGCAAGAGAAGUCUUUCGUUUUGAAUAAUUGCUCACCGAGUAUACGCGUACGUCGAGUAGGCGAUGAGCUCAUCGGCUCUGGAUAAGAUCUACGUAACGUGAAAAAGAAAGGAAUCGGAUUAAGCACGGACCGGUGAAUAGUCAGGCUAACGGUAUGCGGUGACAGAGUUCGAGUGACCGAGUUUGGCGAUCUUCGAGCUGACUUCUCUUUGUCUUGGAAUUAUUAAAUACCGAUCGGCAGAUAAAGUACACUUUAUUACAAUUACACUUUAUCGUCUGCGAAGCAAGUGGAAUGCCUGAUUUACGAGAAAAGAAGCUACAUACUUGAUACACUUCUCGUUAGUUUACCACAUCCUAAAUGGAUAGAAUCGAUAAGUACUGGAAGAACAACUUUCGCUAACCCUCGAACGUGUUCGAGGUUUACGAUUCGGUGUGUCGUUUAUCGCCCAAACACUCCAUGGCAACGAAUUUCACUCGAUUCGCGUCACGCCGGUAUUCGCGGCCAAACUCGCACCAGCCGCGGUCACGUUCGUUUUAACAGGCGAAUCGCAUUCUGGCACGAUGCUGAAGUUCCAAACCGCGACGAAGGAGGACCUGAAGCUGGCCGCGUCCAUUCAGCGGCGUCGGCAGAUCGACGCCGAGAGGAAACAGCGAAUCUUUAAUCCGCGGUUCAGAAAGAUCGGGAUAGACAAGGAAUUCUUGGACAAACAGGUCGAGGAAAAGAAGCAGCAACGGCAGCUGGAACAGGCCAGGGAAUCCGAGCUCGACGAGAAUUUGAUUCGCAGCAGCAACCUCGCCUUGCUCCUCGAGAGGCAACAAGAAGAGGAAAGGCGAAAGAUCAAUGUCGAGAUCGAGAAUUUUCGCCGGAACUACCAGCGGCAGGAGGACAGGGAUUCUGACAUCUGCGAUAAAAUUGUUUCGAAACAAUCAGGACUGGGCGAUGACGAUCGGAACUUCGGAUUGGGUUCCGCGCAGAGAUUCGGGGGCGAUCAGGCCGACUCCAGGGAACGACUGAAGGCGCGAAAGGAGGAGACGCGGUACUGGAUCGAGAAGCAGAUGGAGGAGCGUGUGAAGAUCGAGAGAGACCGCCAGGAAGCCGAGAAAGCGUACCAGGAAGCCGUCAUCUCCAGGGACAAGCGUGCCGCGGCGUUAGAUCAGAUGGAACGUGAAUGCCGUCGAAGGUUGAACGAAGCCACCGCAAGAUUCAAUCGAGCCCUGGCGGAGGAGCAAGAGCGUCGCCGUCGCUGCGAAGCCCUUCAAGACGAAGAGGACAAGAAGGCGGAAAUCUACAAUCACGUGACUGGGGACUUCCUGACGGAAGCCAAAGAGCAGGCGAACAGCACUCGUGGACCGCACAAGCCGCUGGCCUCCCGCUACAAAGGAAUGAGCGCGGACGAGCUCAGGGCUGUCAGGGAUGCGCAAGAGAGCCAGAUGGAGGAAAUCGAGAAAAUGAAAUUGGAGGAGAAGCGAAUGAACGAGGAAUGGGACCGGUUGAUGAAUUCGCACGCUAUCAUCGCGGACACGUACCACCGUGAACUGGAGCGGAAGAGGGCGGAGACGAAUAAGAAGAUCGCUGAAGAGAACUUACAGCUAGCCGAGCAACACAAAUCCCAUCAGGAGUAUCUUAACCGAGUUCUGUACAAGAAUAAACCAACUGCGGCCUUCUUUGAACAAUUUAACAGAGACGCUCGCUAAAAAAAGACGCUUGUCUGAUGUAAUCGUAUUUAUAAUGGCUUUUGAUAAUGUACACGUGCAAUUAACAUAACGUAUAAAUCAUGUUUUAUGAAUGAACUUCGGAUAUUUAUUGGAGAUCCGUGUAUUUUUAAUGAAUCGAUGAAAAACUGAAAUUAAAAUUUUAUAUUCUUUAUUGGACGUUUCUUUGGACCGUCGAUAAUGCCUAAGUUUGACUUUCACUCGAGUUUUUUUCAUUUUAGUCUAGCUCGUGGACAUUUUUAGACAAGUUUGUAAGAUUUUAUAGUUUUUCUGCUUUUGUCUGAUUAAAUUAGUGUGUUCAUGCGGAUUGAUAAAUUCGUUAUUUUAUAAAUGUUCAGUAAAUAUUUUUCUAUCCGAUA